AUGGCUACAAAUGAUCUUGAAGGACAAAAUGCUGCACUGAGAUUUUGUCGAAGUGUUUAUGAAUUUGCUCGAUUGCGACGAAUGCUGUCAGAUGAAGUUUGGACAAAUAAAGAAGAAGAAGAUGGUUUCAAAGAGCAGUUUGAACCAGGAAUUAUAGCAUUUGCCGCCGAGUUGAGAGGUAUUACUUCUGUUCCACGUGCUGCCAACUUAUACACUGUAAAAUUAUAUCUUUCUGCUUUUGAAUUUAUCCGGACCGAUCUGAUGCAGUUAUAUGAGAAAAUGCAAGGAGCCAAUCCGACUACUGAGCUUCAAAAAGCAAUGAGCACAAUUGAAUUGCAACAGUUCUUUCUCACACGCUCUAUGGAUCAUUGGGAAUUUGACAACGACUAUUACCAUCCUAAUAAUUGGGAAUUGCCCUGUUUGGAAGGUAUACCAAAAGAACACAAGUGGUGGAAUAAAGAAUUAGGCAUCACAAACAAUAAUGAAAGUGACCAUGCUUCUGAUUUUGAUUGGACUGAAUGA
This is a messenger RNA of Adineta steineri, 522 nucleotides long. Lineage: Eukaryota; Metazoa; Rotifera; Eurotatoria; Adinetida; Adinetidae. The record is from the annotation of a GenBank genome assembly.